CAGACGUAUAUUGAACGGUGAAGAAUUCAGAUUUCACAGCUCUAUGUCUCCAACAAUGUCAUUGGAGGAGUCUAGAAGAUCGCAACGCCCCUACAGGUACGGCAUGGUACUUCUAUGUGUGGGCGCGCUGAUCAAUUGGUUGGGCCUUGCUGAAAAUUACGUGGAACCAGUGCGAUAUGUUGGAGUAGCUUGUAUAGUAGCAGGGGCCUUACUAAUAUGUGCUGCCAUGUGUUGUUGGCUUCAUGCCCCACCAACCAGAACCAGCACAAAUACACAUCACACGAGUCAUCCAAUCACUGCCCAGACGACAACGACAACAAUAACAGCCAGCGACGUAAAAGCCAUUUCUUCUUACUCAAGGGGCCUCAAAAUGUCGACAUUUUAUGAGAGUCCGUGA
This is a messenger RNA of Belonocnema kinseyi, 397 nucleotides long. RefSeq lists its product as uncharacterized. The transcript is spliced from 3 exons. NCBI's taxonomy places the organism in Eukaryota, Metazoa, Arthropoda, Insecta, Hymenoptera, Cynipidae. The record is from RefSeq and is a predicted model, not a curated record. The coding region runs from base 44 to 397 and encodes 117 amino acids.